GAAAUAGUUGACCACAUAAAUUAAUAGUGGAAAUACAUGCAAAAUAAAUGCAAUGUAGAAUGAACAUUACGUAAUGGAAGCUUAUUUAGUCUAAUGGUUUGAGUAAUGGUUCAUUGAUGCUUAUACACCAGUAGAUCUGGGUUUCGAUGCACAGAAAAGACAAAAUUAUGCAAAUUAAUAGAGAAAAUGCUUAUAAUGCAGUCAGACGUGAAUCCUCAUAAAGUAGGUAGAAUUGUCGGCCGUAGAAUUAUAUGUAAUAUUUUAUAUAGUUUGUAAUAUCAUAAUUAUCUAACGUUAAAAAAUGAACAUUACAUAAAAAAUAUAGAAUAUUUGAUAAUAAUGCAAAUGAGCCAAUAAGCAAGAGAGUCCGGUGUUAUUAACAAUACCAUUUUCCACAAGCUGAUCUCCCAUUUGUCUUUGACCUUAUAUUUCAUUUCUUAACAAACAAGAGAAUCAUUUUAUCAUAUAACUAUUGUAAAUUUCAGAGACCAAAAAUAAAGGGGUCUAAUCGAAAGUAGGUUUAGUCGUUUAGGUAAGAAAGAGGCUUACUUAUACCUUUUGGUAACGUGUUCGUCAAUACUGAACCUAUGAAGCCCACCCCACCUACCCAUCUUUUCUGAUAAUUCUUUUAUAUGCAACAUAACUAAACAUAACUAUUUUAAAUACAUAUAAUGAACUUAUAUAUCGCGUGAUGAUUUCAACAUCAAAUGACUAGCCUUAAGAGAUUUUCAUAAUAAAACUUAAAAAUACACAAAGAAAAACUCCAUUUCUGAUUCUUAUUUUAUAAAAAUGGGGUUUAGCAUCUAUUAAACUAGUUGGUGAUACUUAGACGCAUCUUCUUUAACAGCAAAAUGUUUGUUUUAAGCCUUUAACAGAAUAUGUAUCCUCACGAAACAACAAUACUCUAAAUAGGAAGAUGCAAAUUGCAUGUAAACAUUAAUUCAGCCAUUAAUUUUGAAUAUAUUUAGAAUCUAAUUUUAUUUCCCUUCACAUUCCAAACUUUUCUGCGUGUAUUAUUAUAUAGUAUUUUUUGUAUUAGCUUAACAUAAAAUAUUUAAUAUUGUAUGCAAUGGUGCAAAACUUAUAUAAAAAUAUAUAUAAACCUAUACAUGUAUCUAUCUUUGUGUGUCUCUAUUAUAACGUGGAUCAAGAUUCUUUCUUAUCUUUAUCACUCUCACGUUCUUUUGUCUUCAAACGCACACAAAGAAAAGAAAAAACCAAGAAUGACUAUACCGUCAAGAAUCCUCGAGACGGCGGCGACGCCACCACCACAACCGUCGGAGCAGAUUCUGGCGGCGGAAUCUGACAUGGUGGUGAUCUUGUCUGCUCUUCUCUGCGCUCUCAUAUGCGUAGCUGGCCUUGCCGCCAUCGUACGUUGCUCUUGUCUCCGGCGAUUUACUGCCGGAGGAAAUUCUCCGUCGCAGAACAAAGGGUUGAAGAAGAAAGCUCUUCAGUCUCUUCCUAGAUCCACUUUCACCGCCGCGGAAUCAACCUCCGGAGGUGCCGCCGAAGACGGCGGAGAUUCAACGGAGUGCGCGAUUUGUCUCACUGAGUUCGCCGACGGAGAAGAAAUCAGAGUGCUUCCUCUUUGUGGCCAUUCCUUCCACGUGGCGUGUAUUGACAAAUGGCUUGUCUCUAGGUCUUCGUGUCCUUCUUGUCGCCGGAUUCUCACACCGGUGAGAUGUGGCCGGUGCGGCCAUUCUUCAACGGCCGGGAGGCAAAGCAAAGAUCAUCAACAUGACCAACACUCGUCGCAGCUCGCUUCCUCUGUUCCUACGUUUCUUCCUUAACACAAUCUUACUUAUUAUCGGAAUAGUUAAUUUUAAUAGUGUCUUGUAAAGUGGGUUCAAUUAGAAACUAGUGAUCUCAAGGUUUUUUUUUUUCUUCCUGUCGUUUUAGAUGUAAUUCCACUGUGUUAAGAUCAACUAGAUAGAGUUCAAAGUUGGAGAUGUUUAUCUAAAUAGCAAAAUGAGUUAAAUCA
Messenger RNA from Brassica napus (rape), 1981 nucleotides. Its product is annotated as probable E3 ubiquitin-protein ligase ATL44. The transcript has a single exon. The coding region runs from base 1065 to 1790 and encodes 241 amino acids. NCBI's taxonomy places the organism in Eukaryota, Viridiplantae, Streptophyta, Magnoliopsida, Brassicales, Brassicaceae. The record is from RefSeq and is a predicted model, not a curated record.